Fusarium pseudograminearum CS3096 is the source of this 1908-nucleotide messenger RNA. RefSeq lists its product as uncharacterized. The coding region runs from base 1 to 1908 and encodes 635 amino acids. Lineage: Eukaryota; Fungi; Ascomycota; Sordariomycetes; Hypocreales; Nectriaceae. The transcript has a single exon. The record is from RefSeq and is a predicted model, not a curated record.
AUGGCUUCGUCAAGAGCCCGUUUGCCUCGCGCAGGCAAACUAGGCGCCUUGUUGCAGCCUUCCAAGUCCCAAGGAACCUCGAUAUGUCCUUUUUGCUCCAUCACAUCAUCUGCCCGCCCAAGGAUACGGACCUGUCGCGAUGCCCUCGCAAAACGCUUCACUUCAACCUCUACGAACCCCACGAACCCCCGCCAUGAGCUACAACAGCACCUCCUCGAUAUUCAAAAACUGGCACCUUCGCUAGUAAGCCUUUCUAGACUACAAUUGGCACUUCAAGGUCUGCGACAAAUACCGGGUCAGGAAGCUGUGAGGGUUGCAAUUUUGGGACUGGCACCCGGCUCCGAUGCGGGACAAAAGGCAAAAGAUGUGUUGAGAGUUCUCAUGACGGAUCCGUUACAAGAUGAGCAGGAAUGGGAGCGACAAUUGAAGGACCACAACCCGGAGAACCCUCUAAUUGUUCGAAUCCGGUCUACCGAAGAGCAACAGAGUACCUUGACAGUCACCAAAUCGAGCCUUUUCAGUGAAAUCAACGUCUCAUCUGCCGAAUGGAACAGUCUAAACCUGGAGCUAUUGUUAAUGGAGACCCAUCUCCCUGAAUUCGCCAGAGACGAGCAAACGAGAGCUAUCGAAGUGGAGGAAUCCGUUCUCGUUCCCAAGGUUGGCAUUCCCGCAGCCGAAGAUCGAGUAACACCAGUGACCACCCCCGUGCAUCGUGCGAUUCUGGUUGGCGAUGGCUUCAGGGGAGCUGUCAAUGCUACAGCAGUGCCAGUUACCCAAGGGGAGGAGUCUGUAUUAAAAGUGGUUGACCUCAAAGGCGUUGAUCCAAAGCAAGUCGACGCACCCUUUGAGACAAUUGACGUUUCCGCUGCUGACAAGGGUGUGUCACUUUUCCGCAAGAGCUCCGGCAACGCUAUAGAGUAUGAGCGACUCUGGUUCAAUAGCAAUCUCCCUGCUUUGACAACAUGGCUCAAGUCAGGCAUCAGCUCUUCCGACGAAACCACAAAACCCGCAGUUCGGGAAUUGAUCUCCUCUCUAUUAAACAACGUCUUGGCGAGAUGCGAGCUUGAGAAUCGCCGUGAAAUCAGACACAUCUACCAGGAGACACCCGCUGGCCAGGAACCUACCUUCUCUCCUACUCUGAACCGGGCAGUGGGCGAAUGGUCACAAAAAGCACACGCAGAGCUGCAAGACGAGCUUGACCUGGCAUUUACAGGCAGAAGAUGGCGUAAGCUGGGAUGGUGGCAACUGUUCCUGAGAGUGGAUGAUGUUGCCAUGCUCACAAAUGAGAUGUUGAACCAACGGUUUCUUCCCACAGCAGAGCGAGAACUCGUCUAUCUCACAGGACAGAUUGCCCAAGCUGCAAAGGCUGAUCAGACGUACCCCCAACCAUACUCAUCCAGUGGUGCCAACCAUGACCUAAAGCAACUGGGCUCAGGAGAGUUGGAACCAUUUGUGUCAGUUCACACCCGCCCAGCGCUACCCAAGUGGCCUGGUCAUAUCGCUUUCACAAGACGAUACCUACAAAACGAGACCGUCCCUGCACUGCAGGCUUUAGCCCAACGACUUGUUGUGCAAUCCCUCGGCACUUCAGGUCUCACCGCCUCCCUUGGUGCCCUCCUCUACGUCUCGUCCUACUCCAUCUUUGAAGCUGGCGCUGUUGCAGCACUAGGAGUAGUGUGGAGUGCCAGCCGUCUGCAAAAGAAAUGGGAUGCCGCGCGAUCAUUUUGGGAGGGUGAAGUCCGCGAGGAGGGCCGAAAAGCUCUGCGAGGUGUUGAAGAGAGCGUUGCAGCUGUUACCAAUGUUGAGAAACCACAAGAGCGGGUGGUUGUUGACCAACAGGGCGAUGAACUCAUCGAAGUCCGAGAACUUGUGGCCAAGGCCCAAGAAGCUCUUGGACGCAUGAAAUAA